Polyodon spathula (Mississippi paddlefish) is the source of this 2555-nucleotide messenger RNA. RefSeq names its product putative P2Y purinoceptor 10. Gene Ontology annotation, cellular component: membrane. Bases 215 to 1192 code for a protein of 325 amino acids. NCBI's taxonomy places the organism in Eukaryota, Metazoa, Chordata, Actinopteri, Acipenseriformes, Polyodontidae. Gene Ontology annotation, biological process: phospholipase C-activating G protein-coupled receptor signaling pathway; positive regulation of Rho protein signal transduction. Gene Ontology annotation, molecular function: G protein-coupled receptor activity. The transcript has 2 exons. The record is from RefSeq and is a predicted model, not a curated record.
GUGCCGAUUACUUUUUAAUUCUUGUAUGCAGUAUAGAUGAUGUAUUAGUUCUGACACUUCGGACACCUGUUGUUGCAUGAUGACGAAUGAAUGGAGGGCGCUGGACUGUAUCAAAUGCACAGUAAGAGAUUUCAUUGCAAGGCUUAGUUUCAGAUAUACAUCCUUUCUCUUUUCCGGCCAAAGAUUCUUAAAUAGAUGACUCAACGGUAUCAAGAUGCACAACAAUACAUCAUCAAUGAACCUGUCAUGCCCUAGAGAGAACACCACAGUGGAAUACACCUACACGCUGUACUCCACCUUCUACCUGAUCAUCUUCAUCCCUGGCUUGCUGGGAAACAGUGUGGCCCUCUGGAACCUGUGCAUGUUCCUCAACAAAAAGAGCAAAGCGGUCAUCUUCAUGAUAAAUCUGGCCCUUGCUGACCUGGUGCACGUCUUCUCCUUGCCCUUACGAAUCUACUAUUAUAUCAACCACGACUGGCCCUUCGGCAAUACUUUGUGUUUGUUGUGCUUCUAUCUGAAAUAUCUCAACAUGUAUGCCAGUAUCGCCUUCCUGGUUUGCAUCAGCAUCCAGCGCUGUGUCUUCCUCAUCAAUCCCUUCCGAGUCAAGAACUGGAAACGACGCUAUGACAUGGGGAUCAGUGUGGUGCUGUGGCUUUUGGUUGGGGCUGGGUGCUCCCCUUUCAUCCUAAUGAGGAAAAACUCUAUGGCGAGCAGUGGCUGCUUCAAAGACCUCCCCACGCGCAAAAUCAAUCUGAAGCUCUCGGUGGCCAUGAUGACCUUUGCAGAGUUGACGGGCUUCGUCAUCCCCUUGGUGAUCAUCGUCACCUGCUCCUGCUUGAUCAUGCAGUCCCUGAAGGACAGCUCGGUGUUCAAGAAGGACAGCGACAAGAGGAAGGCUCUCCGCAUGGUGCUCAUGUGCAUGCUCGUCUUCCUGUUGUGCUUCGCCCCUUACCACAUCAAUUUCCUCUUCUACCUUAUGACUGGCCAGGACAUCAUCACAAACUGCCCCCUGCGGAAAGCCAUCCGACAGUUCCAUCCCAUCUCUCUGUGCCUCGCCAGCCUCAGCUGCUGCCUCAACCCUAUAAUGUACUAUUUCCUGACGACCGAGUUCUCCCAGCUCUCCCAUCGAGGCAGCAUCAUGAUCCGUAAACGUCUGAUGAGCCGGGAGAGCGCAUCCUCCAUUAAGGAAUAGGAACACUGUGCAGGACCACACAGUAAAAAAAGACUAGAAUGAAUAGCGACUUGAACAACAAGACUCAUUUCUAUUAGAAAUGUAAACCAGUUUCCUUGUUUGAUGUUGGACAAGUGUUGAACAAACAACAGAAACACCUACAGUAUGCUAUGUAGCACAUACUUUGAUAGUAAGCACUCAAAAGAGAUGACUCUGGGGGUCCAUUUUGAACAACACACUUUGUGACACACUUCCUGAAAGAUAUUAGUGUUAAUUCAGGAACGGCUACACAUUCCUCCACAGCAAUUGAAUCAACACCAAUCUUGCUGACCAUGGUGGUACAACACCUAAGUGAUACUGUUAUGGCAGGUUUUUUUUUUAUAUGUAUUUUUAUUUUAAAAAGGUCAACCCCAGCAGUACCAUACUGUGAAAUAAUGCAAUGCACCAUUAUUAUAGAGAAAUAUAUAUGCUCAUGUUACAUAUGUAGACAGACUUUUGAGUCAUAAAAUUAAUCUUAUAAGCUGGUAUAUAGUUGAUAAAUCUAACUCAAUGUGUCUUAAUUUAGGUCUAACCUAAAACCCGAGACAUAGCUUGACUGUUCUACCUAGAAAUUGCAUUGAUGAUUUAUAAAAGGAAUAAACAGUAGGUGGGGCUGGCAGAGUUGAAAGGCAGAUUGAGAGAAACAAUAAGAACUCAGUAUUGAACCAACAAAACCCAAAAGCACUUCAAAUGAUUGCAAACACCAUAAUAAAGUAGGAGAAAUAAAUAAAUAAUAAAAGAUUACAAAUAAUUCAAUCAUAUUUGAUUGGCAGUAGUUGUUGGCAGUUUGAUGCAUACAAACUUUUUUUUUUUUUUUUUAAAUUAACAGGAGUUUGCAUAGCCUGCAAAUGAAGUUUCUACAGGUAUUAUUAUCUUUUUCACCAUUUUGUAUUAAAUAUGUUUGUAUUCGCUUUUAUGUGCCGUGUAUGAGAGAAGUUGCCUUGCCAAGACUUUGAAAACGCAUAUAUGCAUUGUUAAAUAUAGCAUAGAUAGGAAACUUAACACAGGACAAUUAUCCAAGCAGUGACUGGAGGAGUUAUAGGCAGAUUGAAGUCUUGAAGGUACUGUAUUGUGUAUCAAAUGCUGACCCAUUUCCCCAAUUUCAGACCACACACAUUAUUAGAUGCCUUUGGAAUACAAGGCCGUGGGUUUACUGAGUAAAUAGCAGUCUAGAUUUCAGUGAACAUUGUACUGCUUGUAUGUAGUUUUUCUCCAUUUCACAGGAUGUCUAUUGUUGUAUAUAUUUCAAAGUCGACAGUGAGCUAUGUAAAUAGACACAGCAGAGCCUGGUGUAAGCUACUUGACACACUGAAGUGUAUGCAAUAAAAAAACAACAACUCUUGAA